This is a messenger RNA of Linum tenue, 1079 nucleotides long. NCBI's taxonomy places the organism in Eukaryota, Viridiplantae, Streptophyta, Magnoliopsida, Malpighiales, Linaceae. The record is from the annotation of a GenBank genome assembly.
AAAUCAAUCAAAAGCAAGAUGACCCAAGAUUAUUCCAUGAUGAAUUUUCCAAGUACUGCAUCGAUUUACCCAUCGACCAGCGAUGACCAAUCGACCGAUCUAGAACCCUUGUUCCCCUGCUCCUACCCGCCGCCGUUCUUCGUCGGCGACGAAGAAGAUUGGCCGUCGCUCCCGCGGUGGACCUGGAGCGAGGACCGGCAGUUCGAGAUCGCCCUCGUGAUGUUCCCCGAUGAUACGCCGGACCGGUGGGAGAGGAUCGCCGGCCAGAUCCCGGGGAAGAGCGUCGCCCAAGUUUUCCAGCAUUACGAGGAUCUGGUACAGGACGUCACCCAGAUCGACGCCGGGGGGUGCGAUUGGCUGCUCGGCGGCGACGAGGACGACGGCGGUCAGGUGAUGACGUGUCUUGGAUCUGGGAAGGAGCAGAGGGAAACGGCGUCGGAGAGGAGGAGAGGAUCCCCUUGGACGGAAGAAGAGCACAGGCGUUUCCUGGAGGGAUUGGAGAAGUACGGGAAGGGAGAUUGGAGGAGCAUAUCGAGGAACGCCGUGAUCUCCAGGACGCCGACGCAAGUGGCGAGCCACGCGCAGAAGUACUUCCUCCGUCUUCACUCCGUUAAGAACAAGAAACGGCCCAGCAUUCACGAUGUCAGGCCCGGUGAUAAUUGGGCCGAUGUUCCCGGAAUGGACGUGGAGGAAGCCCAAUAACUGAAUUCUGGACACGAACAGCAGAAGCCGGACGCCGCGGGUUGAGUCGUGGCGGCGACGAAGGUGAAUGCAAAGUUAUUGCAAACCAUAGAAGUAAAUGUGGCAUUGCACUGCCCUUUUAAUUUUUGUUUGAUGAAUUUGAGCUUUUUUUUUUAAAUCUCGUAGGGGAGAUGUUGACCUCGAAAGUACAAGAUACGAGAUUUGUAGUUCAUAUUAGGAGAUGCUAAACUCAUAUUUGUCAAAGACUGGAAUGUGAAUGAAUCACUAUCAAUGUUUAUAAGCUCAAUAUUGUUACGAGCUUGUUGGAAUCAAAUAUAAACGGUUUGGGUUGUGUUCGAGAGAUUGAAAAUGAGUCUUUAUGUAAAGGCAAGGCAAGG